Molecule: messenger RNA, 1731 nt
Organism: Aspergillus ochraceoroseus IBT 24754
Lineage: Eukaryota; Fungi; Ascomycota; Eurotiomycetes; Eurotiales; Aspergillaceae
Product: D-arabinono-1,4-lactone oxidase
Exons: 1
Coding region: 1-1731 (576 amino acids)
Cellular component (GO): mitochondrion; membrane
Molecular function (GO): D-arabinono-1,4-lactone oxidase activity; FAD binding
Source: RefSeq, a predicted model, not a curated record
AUGGACCCCGCGAUCCUUCGUGAAGUCUCCCUACAUGACCCCGCGGUCCCUUUCCGUACGGUCACUGGCCAUUUGCAUCACACCUGGGCCAGAACGUUCUUCUCGCGUCCCGAACUGUAUAUCCAGCCUCAAACGAUUGCGGAGAUCCAGAAAGUUGUGAAUGUUGCCCGUCGGUGUCGUCGUCGUCUCGUGGUCGUCGGUAGUGGUCACUCGCCUUCCGAUCUGACUUGUACCUCGUCCUGGCUGGUCAAUCUGGACGGUUUCAACCGCGUGUUGGAUGUUUCGCAAGAAACCAAGGUUAUUACGGUGGAGGCUGGGAUUCGAUUGAGGGAUCUAGGCGCAGAGUUGGAAAAGCAUGGGUUGACCCUGGGGAAUUUGGGCAGCAUCGAUAGUCAGUCGGUUGCGGGAGUUAUCGCGACGGGCACACAUGGAAGUUCACUGCAGCAUGGACUGAUCUCGGAAAAUAUUAUUUCACUGACCUUGAUGCUGGCCAACGGACAACUGGUGCGCUGCAGUGGGACGAGUAACCAGGCGCUGUUCCGCGCGGCGCUCAUCUCUCUGGGCGCGCUGGGAAUCGUCGUCGAGGUCACUUUGCAGGCUGAACCGACGUUCAAGAUUUCCUGGACGCAGACACGGCGUCACCUCUCCAGCGUUCUGGAUGACUGGUCGUCUGGGUUAUGGACUUCUCACGAAUUUGUUCGCGUCUGGUGGAUGCCGUAUCAAAAGAGUGCGAUCGUUUGGCAUGCCGACAAGACUGACUUGCCCCUCCAGGCGCCGCCAAAGACCUUCUAUGGGGAGAAUCUGGGCUACCAUAUUUAUCAUAACUUGCUAGCCCUAUCGAACUAUUUCCCCCGGAUUCUCCCUUGGGUGGAAUGGCUCGUUUUCGGUCUUCAAUAUGGAUUCCGGGCCGAAAAGACAGUAACGAAGGCAGUGGAGCCAGCCCGAACGGGACUCCUGAUGAACUGCCUUUACUCGCAAUUUGUCAACGAGUGGGCGCUGCCUUUGGAAAAAGGCCCCGAGGCCAUCACGAGAUUGUCAGCCUGGCUGCAUGGCGAUCUGGAAACCGCGCGUAUCCCUUUCCCGGUGGAGGGAGUGUGGGUCCAUUGCCCCGUUGAAGUGAGAGUCUCGGAUUCUACACGUAACGGGAAACCUCGUCCGUUCCUCGACCCUACAUGCUCUGAUGGGCCGACUUUGUACCUUAAUGCAACUCUCUACCGUCCCUAUCUCCGAGACCCGCCUUGCAAGGACCGGUAUUACGAGGCGUUUGAGUGGCUUAUGCGAGAGAUGGGUGCGAGGCCACAUUGGGCGAAGAAUUUCCAAACAACAGCCUCAGAGAUCUGCAAGCUAUACGGGAAUGACAUGGAUGAGUGGCUAAAGGUACGCCAGGAUGUGGAUGGGGAUGGCAUGUUCCUUGGCGAGUGGCAUUAUCGCAACCUUGUCUUGUCUGGUGACGAAGGUGCGUCGGCGUCAACAGAACCCAAACCCCUUUGCAUGCUGGAACGCGAAAAGACUCGUCGCCGAAUAAAUAUACAAGGAUCUGGUGAUGGUAUUGAAUGGAUCGGAGAUAAACGAUGGGAGACGAUAGACGAGACUACUUCCCAGUUGGCUCCAGAGAAUAACAGUCAAGGUGGCUUGUGGGAGAUAACGAGCCCAAGUACCCCAGCAACAGUGACUAGUGAAGAAAGUUUCGACCUCCUCGCAUCCAGGAUUAUUCCUGAUCACCGCUUGUGA